UGGCGAGACUGAGCAUUCGUGAGUGAGACUUGCAAGGGUGAGGACGCGCGACAUUUCUCUCCCGCCCAUAAUUGUUAAAAAGUGGAUUUCUACCCUCCGUGGGGGGCUGAAGGUGGAUAAUUUGGGUGUGUGAGUGCGGCGGGCGCCAUGUUGAGUGCGUGGAUAUUACUACUCGCUGCGGCGGUGGCGGGGGUCGCUUCCAAAGACACAGACACAGUGCCCCAGUUUGACCUGGUGCGUAUGUCUGAAGGGUAUCAUGGCCUGGUGGCUGAGGACACAACACUGGUGGAGAUGCAGCCCCCUAUCCGCGCCGUGCCCAAUGUCUGCACCUUCAGAAUUGCCAACAGACACCAUGGAGAGGCGCCCUUUGUGAUCAGCCUGCGAGAUGACCUGACUGGCGAGGCGGAGCUGUUGGCCAAACAUCCAUUAAACUGCGAGAAGAGAAAGAAUUAUAAGUUUGACAUCACUGCCAUUUCCUGCACGGGAGUUGAGUCGCAGAACGUGACAGUGCACGUGAAGGUGAGUGACGUGAAUGAGUACGCGCCAGUGUUCGUGGAGCCCUCCUACGUGAAGGACGUGGACGAGGGGCGGCUGUACGAGGAGGUGCUCACCCUGCAGGCAGAUGACCAGGACUGUUCACCCAAGUACGGGGACAUCUGCCGCUACGAACUGCUCACCAGAGAACAGCCGUUCACCAUAGACAGUGAGGGUGUGGUGAGGAACACUGAGCCUCUGGACUAUGAGAAGAGCCACAACCACAUCCUGUCUGUGGUGGCGUACGACUGUGGUAUGAAGCGGUCCCAGCCUGUCAUGGUCACAAUCAAAGUCAACAGGGUGUGUCGCAUUGGGUGGAAGGGCAUCCCAGACCAGGUGGAGUACUCGCCAGGGUCAGGCCGCCAGGAGCUGUUCCCUGCCGCCUCCCUGGAGCUGUGCAAUGUGCCGUGCAGGGUGGAAAGGGUGCAGGCUCGCGUCACCCUCACCACCACUCACAUCGGCAAGGGCUGCGACAGGGAUACCUACUCUGUGGCUGCGCAGAGGAAGAUGUGUGGCGCCAGUUCAGCCAGCGUGGAGCUCCUGCCAGCACCAGGAGCAGGGCGGGAGUGGACUGCGGGACUCCACUCAGACGAAGGGCAUGAGGGGGACUUGAUCUACCAGUUUGAAGGGGACCACUCUGGCGCUGUGGUCCCUGAGUCAGUCCUCCACCACAACCUGACGAAUAUCUUUACUAUCUCCACCUGGCUGAAGCACAAGAGUCACCCUAGUAUGGAUAAGCACGUCAAGGAACAUAUUCUGUGCACGGCGGAUGACCACAAGAUGAACCGUCACCACACCGCUCUGUUUGUACGCAACUGUCGCCUCAUCCUCCUCCUCCGCCGAGAAUCCACCGAGGCUAACCUGAACACCUUCCAGCCAGCAGAGUGGAGGUGGAAGCUGUCUCAGGUGUGUGACAAUGAGUGGCACCAUUACUCCCUCCACGUCAACUUCCCCGAGGUCACCCUGUAUGUGGAUGGUCACCUCUUCCGCCCUGAGAAUGGAGAGUCCCCGGAGGUCAUUGAUGACUGGCCCCUACACCCUACACGGGGCAUCAACACCACUAUGUCCGUUGGUGCUUGCUGGCAGGGGUCUGAAGGAAGCAUGAAGCACGGUCUGACUGGCUACCUGGCGGGGCUGUCGGUGCUGGUGGGAGGACUGGAGUCUCCCCGAGUGCUGUCCUGCCUCACACGUUGCCAGGAAGCCCUCGACACACCAGCCAUGGAACUCCUGCAGCCCAGUAUGGAGCUUCUCACUAAUAAUGAAAUGACGCAGAUCACCAUUGAGGGGAACAACAUCACCAACAUGGAGACACUGAUUCACCGCAUUGCCUACAUCAACAGCCGAGACUUCCCCACCCCUGGACGCCGACCCAUCUCUGUGGUGGCCAAUAUCCUGUGUGACUCAGGCAAAUCCUUCAAGGUGGAUCCAGCGCAGAGCUUUGUGAUGGUGAUGCAGCCUCACCAGCCCAGCAUUGAGCUCAACGGCACCACAAACUUUGCCGAGGAGUACGAGUCUUUCCGCCAGGGACUGAGGGUCUUCCCGGAUGUCAGCAUCUACCUUUCACCCGCUGCGGAGGAGGCCACAGCACCCACACCCGGCGGACAGCUGGAUGAGUGCGUUGUGUCUGUCUAUCCGUCUCUCAACCCAGACCAUGAGACACUGCUGCUUCCGGAUAACCUGAUUUCCGAGCUUGGUCUUGCCUCCUCCACCACCAGACAGGGCGCCACCAUCUCCGGGGCACACACCACCCGCCACUACCAGUCCAUCCUGCGGCAGAUUCACUAUGCCAACCGUAAGCCUGCCUACUACCUCAACCGUGCCUUCAAGCUGUCCUGCUCGGAGCUCGGAGGAAGGUUCACCAGCAAUGAAUAUGUGCAAACGGUGACGGUCAUCCACCCCCAGCUCAGCGUGGAGGACAAGACACCAGACAUGAUUGACCCCAGCACCCCCACCAACCACAGCCCCCUCUCCAGCCCCGUCUUGCCUGCCCGCCCCCCACAUGGUCAGCACAGCCCCAACGGAGGCCCCCUGCCACACCACAACCCCCCGCCAGCCCCCGCGCACGCUAGGGUGUCGGCACACCACGUGGAGGUGAAGCCACCCCACGAUGUCAAGGAUAAAUACUUCACCUCAAACAUCAUGGAGGGAGCCGCUGUCAACAGUGCUGGCCACGCAGUCACCAUCAUCAUCGUGGUGUGCGUGGGCUUCCUGGUGUUCAUGGUGGUGCUUGGUGUGAUCCGCGUGAGGGCAGCACACACCCGCGGCGCCAACCAGGACCUGGCCGACACCGAGAUGGCCUGGGAUGACACCUCUCUCAACAUCACCGUCAACCCCAUGGAGCAACAGCUGGGCAUGGCGGAGACGCAGCAGCUGAGGGAUGAUGACGAUGAUGACGACGACUCCUCAGACGACGGCAGCAACUUCAACGACGACCUUGACUCGUCGGAUGAAGAGGAAGGGAAACCAAAAGAACUUGAGUGGGACGACUCCACCCUCAAGAUGUAGAGCUCCUCUCCCUCCCACUCCCUCUCUCUCACCCCCACUCGCCGCCCACCUCUCUGCCACCACUCCGUCUGUCUCUAACCAAUGCUGAUGUGCCGUGCUGUGCCAUGCCGUGCUGUGCUGUGUGGCUGUGGUGGUGUGGUGUGGUGUGGUGCGGUGCGGUGCGGUGCAGGGUGGUUGCAUUGGUCGCUGGUCGCUGGCCACUGGUGUGUUCUCUCUAGUGUUUGUUACAUUCACUAACAUUUUUGAAGCUGUUUUUCAUUUUGUGUUUCUGUCAAAAUGUUGAAAUAUUGAUGGUAAAUUGUUGCUUGGUGAAGAUUUGUGGUGCCGCCAUUGUGUUGGUCAGUGAAGCAGUGAAAUGUGUCCAGUGUAUUCCCAGGUCACUCACUCACCAGUAAAUUCCAAUGAAUCUCUUGAUAACAAGCCAGUCACUGAGUCAAUGUGUCCAUCAACAGCGCUCAUGCACCGCGCCACACACACACACACACAUACACACGUGCACAUGCAGGCACGCACGCACAUGGCCACAGAGCCACGCGUGACAAGACCAGUAGGAGGAUGGCGGCAGGCUGAUGGCAGGGACGGCAGAGGUGCCGGCGGCACAGGUGGUGGUGGUGGUGGUGGCAGAGUCGCCGCUGCUGGUUAUCAAUUCCUAAAGUCAAGUGGUGGCAUUUUGUAAUCAGCUUUGGUGUCCUACAAAACACACACACACACACACACACACACACACACACACACACACACACACACACACACACACACACACACACACACUUGGCGCGGCUCACGGCGGCGGCGGCAACACCAAUCCUACAGUCACAAAGUGGGUCGCUACAUGCACACACGGGUACACACACACACACACACACACACACACACACACACACACACACACACAGGAUUCCCUCGCCAUGUAGGACAGGAGGAGCAGCAGUCGGAGUGUUUAGUGUGGGCCAGCCCCGCCACGGCGGCGGUGCAGGUCAGAGCGAGGGCCGUGUUAACAUAUCUCAACCUGCCUCUAUGAUUUGGUAUCGUUACGUUGUAGCUUAAGAACAAAUCUAGGAAAGGUGUAUGUACUUAUACUAGUGUACGUGUAGUCAGUCAGUCAGUCAGUCAGUCACGGUGAACUGUUUAGUCACAAGCUAUGUAAAAAAAAAUAUACAAUAAUUUUGCUAAUCUUAAUCUUUCUAAGGUGCCACCCGUAGGCCGCGGCGGAGCGGUGGUGGCGUGGCGCGGCGCGGCGCUGCGCGGCAGUGGCGGCACGUCCCGGCUGGCGGCCGCGCUCCCAAGGUGUAUUAAUCAUUCACGAUAUUUAUGUAAAGCGCCGGCACGCAGCAGCAGCAGCAGCAGUGAGUGGCGCAGGCUACUCAGCAGCGCCCCACAGCCUUAGUACUGAGGGCAGGACGCGGCGCGGCGGUGUGGCCCUCAGGUACCAGCCAUCCUCACCCGCCCGCCCCCGCCGCCCCGCCCCGCCCCGCCCCGCCAGGCCACUGCCACGCCGCCUCACUCAGAACUAACACAUAUCACGGCUUUUAGGUUACUCGCCUUUUGUUACUCGUUUGGUUAGGUUACUUUUACUGGUUGGCUGUACGUGUCCCUCGCCAGCCCCGCGCCCCGGGCAGCCCCGCGCAGCCCCACGCAGGCCGGGGCCAGGACGGGACGCAGUGGAGGCGAGGCUGGCCGCGGCGGGGCGUGGCGGCCCAGCACUGCGGCGCCCGCCACAGGCCAGCCCCUCCCCUCCCCUGAGCGGUAGACGCCAUUGCUGACAGUGUCGUGUCUGUAUAAAGGUGAUGGUGGUGCGGCUGUACAUUUUGGACUCGCUUCUUGUCCCGCGGUGUGACUCGAGCCAAACUGGUUGGUGUUGUGUUGGUGUGUGCAGGACACACCAGCGCCCGCUGCUGCAUCCCGUCCCCCCUCCCUCCCACAUCCCGCCCCAUCACGGCCGCCUCCUCCAGGGAGCGGCGUCCCGCCAUGCGGCACGCCACGCCUCACGCCUCGCCUCGCCCGGGCCUCACCACCCCGAGAUGUAACCAUUGCCACGCCGCCAGGGCCUGGAGGAGGGAGGCUCCCCACCCCCUUUUGUAAAUUCACUCUGUACAAUGCCUCCCUUCCCCCUCACCCUCCUGCUACCCCCUUCGUCCCCCCCCCCUUGGCACCAUUGUAGUGUCUACACACCCGCCAGGAUGUCACCGCCACGCUGAUAGAUGAUAACAAUCAAAAGAGUCAUCCUGCGCCGCCUGGACCGCCCGCCGCCCGGGGACACGUGGCGCCGAGCGAGCGUCCCACACAUCCCUCCCCUCGCCCCUCACCCUCACCCUCACCCCAUCCCCCACCACUCACCACUCGCCCCAGGGCUCCGUCAGUGUCACGGCCGCGGCAGGCAGCUGACGGUGCCGCCCCGCCCCACCCCGUGCCGCCCCACCUGGCAUGCCUCGCAGCGGGCGUGAUGGGGCGGGGCGGGGCGGGAUGAGGCCCGGCAGUAGCAGGGGGAGCAGCGCCCCCUUGACUGUAACAUUCCGUUGUAGGUCACGUGUUUAUAUCAAGUGUUUGAUGAAUGAUAGACUUAAUAACGACCGGGAUAUAUAUAUAAAGAAAUAACUAUAUAUACAUACGUACACACACACACACACACACACACACACACACACACACACACACACACACACACACACACACACACACACACACACACACACACACACACACACACACACACACACACACACGACAUGCCAUAUACAUGUAUCUAUUUUUUGUUGUGUUGUGGUUAGCGAGGCGGCCGCUCGUCCCUUCCCGAGGGAGGGCGGUGGCGGCGCCUGGCGGCCCCGCCUCCUGCAGCAGACCUUGAGUUCUCAUCUUGGCAGCUGUGUGCUUCUUGCUUCUGCUUUGUGGUCUGAGAUCCGCUUUUAGUUUAGGGUACGACAGUUCUGUUAGACUUACCAAGACUGGGAAUCAUGAUAGGUUUAUUUUGAUACCUCACAAAGCAAGAUUUGCCAGGAUUUUUGUAAUGCAGCAGCAGCAGCAGCAGCAGCAGUUUGUGAAGGUCACCAGGUGGUGCGUGGCGCGGCGCGGGGCAGGGCGGGGCGGGGUACUCCAGGCCGUGGCAGUGCAGGACAGCCGGGGGCGCCCGCUUCCCCAGCAAUACUUACCCGACAUAUCACGACGGACGGACAGCAGCAGCGGCCCCCCGGCGCCCGCACCCGGCCCCGCCCGGUCCCGCUCCGCCCUGCCCCGCGUCAUGCAGCAGCUCUCACAUGGCCCGGCGUCCCGCUCCUCUCCUCGCCCGCCCCAGACUUCUCCCCCAGGUCCAGUAGCGGCCGUCAGAUACUCGUGGCUGGGUGGGGCGGGGUGGGGCGGGGGGCGCCGGGCCUCACACGCAGGGUUGGGAUGGCGCUGGCCGCGGGGUGUAGGACGUCUGCACAAAAUCCCUGGCUUAUGUAAUCCGUCAUCAAUAAAUAUUACCUACACCCAAA
Messenger RNA from Portunus trituberculatus (swimming crab), 6509 nucleotides. RefSeq names its product calsyntenin-1-like (gene Cals). NCBI's taxonomy places the organism in Eukaryota, Metazoa, Arthropoda, Malacostraca, Decapoda, Portunidae. Gene Ontology annotation, molecular function: X11-like protein binding; amyloid-beta binding; calcium ion binding. The coding region runs from base 148 to 3039 and encodes 963 amino acids. Gene Ontology annotation, biological process: positive regulation of synapse assembly; positive regulation of synaptic transmission; homophilic cell-cell adhesion. Gene Ontology annotation, cellular component: postsynaptic membrane; cell surface. The record is from RefSeq and is a predicted model, not a curated record. The transcript is spliced from 15 exons.